This is a messenger RNA of Plectropomus leopardus (leopard coralgrouper), 2095 nucleotides long. RefSeq names its product transcription factor Sox-9-like. NCBI's taxonomy places the organism in Eukaryota, Metazoa, Chordata, Actinopteri, Perciformes, Serranidae. Gene Ontology annotation, biological process: heart development; chondrocyte differentiation; negative regulation of transcription by RNA polymerase II. Gene Ontology annotation, cellular component: nucleus. Gene Ontology annotation, molecular function: DNA-binding transcription factor activity, RNA polymerase II-specific; RNA polymerase II cis-regulatory region sequence-specific DNA binding. The record is from RefSeq and is a predicted model, not a curated record.
UGGGGAUUGUACUUGGAGACCAGAGAGGAGCACUUUACCGUUUCAUCCUGCAGAGUUGAAAGCAAACUCUCACCCACCUGGCUUGUUUUUGCCCUUUCAAGUGCGGUGCCACUUGCAGAAAACGCACUCGGAGUCGGGCAGAAACUCGUGCGUAAAGCCACUACAAAUCGGUUUUACGCACAGGAGGCAAAAGAGAAUCAGCAGUAGUUUAUUCUGUGUACUUCUCCCAUUUGAAAGACUUUGAUCAUCCGUGCAAGGUGAAGUCCAUUUAGAGACUUUUCCUCUCGCGAGAAAGCAGAAAUAACUCCCCCGUUUCACGCGUAAUUUGGCACCAACCAGUUUUUCGUAUGAAUCUCCUCGACCCUUACCUGAAGAUGACGGAGGAACAAGACAAAUGUCUCUCUGAUGCCCCGAGCCCGAGCAUGUCCGAGGACUCCGCGGGCUCCCCGUGCCCGUCCGGCUCGGGCUCCGACACCGAGAACACCCGGCCAUCGGAGAACGGGCUGCUCGGUGUGGACGGAGAGUUCAAGAAGGACGAGGACGAUAAGUUUCCCGCUUGCAUCCGCGAGGCUGUGUCCCAGGUGCUCAAGGGCUACGACUGGACCCUCGUGCCGAUGCCGGUGCGCGUUAACGGAUCUUCUAAGAACAAGCCACACGUUAAGAGACCGAUGAAUGCCUUCAUGGUGUGGGCGCAGGCUGCGCGGAGGAAGCUGGCGGACCAGUACCCGCACCUGCAUAACGCGGAGCUCAGCAAAACUCUGGGAAAACUCUGGAGACUUCUCAACGAGGGGGAAAAACGGCCGUUUGUAGAAGAGGCUGAGCGGCUCCGGGUGCAGCACAAGAAAGAUCACCCCGACUACAAAUACCAGCCCCGGCGGAGGAAGUCGGUGAAGAAUGGACAGAGCGAGUCGGAGGACGGCAGUGAGCAGACGCACAUUUCCCCAAAUGCCAUCUUCAAAGCUCUCCAGCAGGCGGACUCCCCAGCCUCCAGCAUGGGAGAGGUGCAUUCUCCGGGUGAGCACUCAGGCUCCCAGGGCCCCCCUACCCCUCCCACCACCCCAAAGACUGAUGUCAGCACAGGCAAGAUGGACCUAAAGCGCGAAGGUGGCCUCCGCUCUCUGCCCGAUGGCCCCGGUGGUCGCCAGCUCAACAUCGACUUCCGCGACGUGGACAUCGGAGAGCUGAGCAGCGAUGUCAUCUCCCACAUCGAGACCUUUGACGUCAAUGAGUUCGACCAGUACCUCCCACCAAAUGGGCACCCUGGCUCUGCUAGCGGCCCUGGCAACACCACGCCGGUCUCCUACACCGGCAGCUACAGCAUCAGCAGCGGCGCCCCGGUCAGCCCGCAGGCGGGAGCAGCCUGGUUGGCAAAAAGCCAAAACCAACAGGGACAGCAGCCGCACACUCUGACCCCCCUGGGGGGCAGCGGGGGCUCAGAGGCAGCUCAGGCGCAGCACAGGACCCAGAUCAAGACGGAGCAGCUGAGUCCGAGCCACUACACUGAGCAGCAGGGCUCCCCGCAGCACGUCGCUUACAGCCCGUUCAACCUGCAGCACUACAGCCCCCCCUCCUCCUCCUACCCGGCCAUCUCCAGGGCGCAGCAGGGGUACGACUACCCCGACCACCAGGGGGGCACAGCCGCCGCCUACUACAGCCACGCAGGGGCGGGGCAAGGCUCGGGGCUGUACUCGACUUUCAGCUACAUGAGCAGCCCCAGCCAGAGGCCCAUGUACACGCCCAUCGCCGACAACACAGGGGUGCCGUCCAUCCCACAGAGCAGCCCGCAGCACUGGGAGCAGGCGCCGGUUUACACCCAGCUCACCAGACCCUGAGAGACAUGUACAGCCACACAGAUCUGACUCCAAGAACACUUUACCGCAGGGAGAGUUCACCUGCAGAUCUGCUUCCUGAAUCAGACACUUGAAGAAGAGGAGACUUGUGAUUGGCUCACGGCGUGCCUUGUAUCUUGAUAGAAACUAUAUAUAUAUUUUUAGAGAGAUGAAGAGACUUAGGAAAAUCCUCUGUGAGGACUUAUUGAUUGUUGAUAUUUCAGUAGUGUUUGUUUCCUUUUUUCUCAUGUGCUGGCAGUUUAUAA